Diachasma alloeum is the source of this 3601-nucleotide messenger RNA. It is a transcript of the gene AGO2, whose product is annotated as protein argonaute-2. The transcript is spliced from 6 exons. Gene Ontology annotation, molecular function: RNA binding; protein binding. Bases 229 to 3501 code for a protein of 1090 amino acids. Lineage: Eukaryota; Metazoa; Arthropoda; Insecta; Hymenoptera; Braconidae. The record is from RefSeq and is a predicted model, not a curated record.
UCCUGAUCCGUUAGGAGUCGACAGAGCUGUUACACACAAUCGGGGGAAUUUCGCGGAGAGGAGAAUUUAUCAAGGAUAAACGACAUAUUGGACCACAUUCGGUUUGGAGCAAGCGAACAGGUCAGCGGAAUAAAACUCUGUGCGACAGUGUAAAACCAUAUUGCGAAUAAUACUCCAUUUUGGAAAAAAGUAACUUUAAUUUCACGUUUGAGAGAGGAAGGCUGAACAAUGGGACGAAAAGGAAAAAAGAAGGGAGGGGGAGGAGGAGAGGGCGAUGGGGGGCCAUCCCAGCAGCCCCAGGGCCAACAGCAGCAGCAGCAGGGGCGUCCGCAGACGGUCCCUGAAGGGGCUCCACGUCCUCAGGAGCAGGCAGUUCGUUCUCAGACAGCUCCUGGUCAAUCUGCUGGACAGAGACCUCCACCGGGUCCACCACCAGUGGCAGCUGGCGCUGCAGCUUCACUUCAGGGGGCAUGGGGGCAGCGUCAAGCCCAACAGCCUGCUGGAGAUCAGGGGGUUGCACAGGCGACUGAACAGAUGGGAGGGAUGCAUAUUGAACAGCGGGGGCAGGGACAGCAGAUGGGAAGGGGUCGAAGUGCGGGACGUGAUCAGGAUGGUCAGAGGGGUGGAGGACGAGGGGGAAGUGCUGCGCGUGGAAUUGGCAGGGGGCAGGGUCCUGGGAGGCAGGAGCAAUAUCAAAGACCUCCGCAGGAGCAACAGCGCCAGGAGCAACACCAACCACAACCCCAACAGCAACAGCCUCAGGGUCAGUGGAAAUCACCUCAACAGCAACAGCAGCCACCACAGGGUCAACCCUCACCCCAGCACCAACAGCCUCCAUCGAGACAACCAUCUCAGACUUCAUCCCCAGCAUCAUCAAAGGGCCCCUCCCGUGCCCCCUCGACCGCAGGUGACGGCGACACCGCCUCAGUGAAAUCCGACGCAAGCAGCGGAACGCGCAAAGCCCUACCGAAGCCAGAGGGUCUUGACACAAAGACCCUAGACAUUCGCAUAAAGAACCUGCGCCUCACCGAGAUCCCCCGUCGCAAGAACCCCCUGAAAGCGGGCACCCAAGGGCGCCCCAUCAAAGUCGAAACAAACAUGCUCUCCAUAAUCUUCAAGAAGAACUUGAAAAUCCCAGUUACCCACUACGACGUCAAGUUCGACCCGGACCGUCCGAAAUUCCUGAAGAAAUUGGCCUUCGCAAAGCUCAGAUCCCAGAAUUUCCCCAGGAACUACCCAGCCUUCGACGGUCGCGUGAAUGCUUACGCAGCAGGGGACCUGCCCUUCGGAAAUCAUCUGACAGCCACAGUGAAAGUGUUCGACGAAGAGCGCCAGCAGGAGAGAGAGGUGACGGUGACCAUGAACAAAGCAAAUUCCAUCGACAUCUCGUGGCUCCACAAUGUCAAGCCAGGGCUAGCAGAGUCUGAUCGCGAUCAAACGACAAUGCAGGUGAUCGACGUGAUCAUGCGUUCUGCAUCAUUCGAUCGCUCCAUCCAGACUGGCCGCUCCUUCUUCAAUCAGCCACGAAACCCAGUGGACCUGGGGGGAGGCAUGGAGCUCUGGAGUGGACUUUUCCAAUCAGCAGUCCUCGGGUGGAAACCCUACUUCAACGCAGACGUUGCAUUCAAGGCGUUCCCCAAGCCCCAGAGUGUUCUGGAGACGAUGAAGGAGUUGUGCUCAACCUUCAGGGAGCCCUGUCGUCAGUUAACUGCACAGGUCGUCGAGUAUAAUCGCGCGAAGAUCGAGGGUUACUUCAGGACCCUUAAGGUGAUCUAUCAGCUACCAGGGCAACCCACGACCAAACGAACUGUUGGGGUCAAUGGACUGGGCAGAUCAGCACGAGAGACGACUUUUCCACUGGACAAUGGAACAACAACAACGGUUCUAGCUUAUUUCCAGGGAGCUAAGAGAUACAAUAUACAGUAUCCAGAUUUACCAUGUCUGUGGGUUGGCCCAAGGAAUAAACAUAAUAUGGUACCAGCUGAAUUGUGCACUGUAGCUCCAGGCCUCGUCACCACCAAGAAACUCGAUGAGAAUCAGACGAGGUCCAUGAUUCGGGAGACAGCCAAGGACACGAAGACCAGAAAAGCCAGGAUCAAGGAGGCUUUCCAGUCAAUGGGGUUCAACGAGCACCCAACUAUGCAGGAAUUUGGCAUUUCUAUUAAUCCACAAUUCGAGACUGUUGAUGCACGUGUCCUGAAUCCUCCCACUCUGAUGGACCAGCAGGAGAUUAGACCUGCGAAGGGUGUGUGGAGGGCCAAUAAAUUCAGAACACCUCUGGGGCUGGAGGACAAGAGCUGGAGUAUUCUUAAUUUGAGCAGAGCUAGGGAUGAUGCAUUGUACGCUUUUGUCGACGAGUUGAGGAAGCAGGCAGGGAGGAAUGGAAUGAAUAUUGGAGCUCCUGUGACUCCAUUCAAGACGAUGAGACCACCAGGCAGAGACAUUCGUGAACUCCAGAAUUACCUCCAGGAUCAUAAAAAAGGAAAGCUCAAGUUGCUUUUUGUGGUGAUCCCUGGACAGGGGCAGGAUGUUUAUCCCAAGGUUAAACAAGUGGCUGAACUCACUGUUGGGUGUCUCACACAGUGCAUUAAAGACAGCACUCUGAAUAAAUUUAACUCGAUGACUGCUGGGAACAUUCUGCUGAAAGUCAACUCCAAACUCAAUGGGGUCAAUCACACGUUCCAACCCAACUCCAAACCUGAUUGCCUCAAGGUGCCCUGCAUUCUUUUUGGGGGUGAUGUGACACAUCCCUCUCCGGAUGCCACUGACAUACCAUCCAUUGCUGCUGUGGCUGCCAGCCACGAUCCAACUGCAUUCAGGUAUAAUGUUGUGAUCCAGCUGCAGCCACCGAGACAGGAGAUCAUCCUGCAUCUGGAGGAGAUAGUUUACAGGCAGAUCAGGAUCUUCGAGGAGAAGAAUAAGUGUCUGCCUCAGAAGAUUAUAUUUUACAGGGAUGGCGUGAGUGAGGGACAGUUCCCUCAGGUCAUGCAUUGGGAGCUGCAGGCGAUGCGCAAUGCCUGCAAGAAACUUGGACCAACUUAUCAACCAAAGAUCACGUUCUUGGUUGUCCAGAAGCGUCAUCACAUCAGGUUUUUCCCCACUGAUUCGAGGAACUCUGACGACAGGAAUGGGAAUGUUCAAGCUGGUACUGUUGUGGAUACUAAUAUUACGCAUCCAUCGCAUAUCGAUUUCUAUCUGGUUUCUCAUGCCAGUAUUCAGGGAACUGCAAGACCAACGAAGUAUCGUUGCCUGUGGGACGACAAUGACAUGUCAGAGGAUCAAAUCGAACAGUUGACUUAUUAUCUUUGUCACAUGUUCUCUCGCUGCACUCGCUCAGUGAGUUACCCAGCUCCCACUUAUUACGCUCAUCUGGCUGCUUUUCGAGCUAGGAAUCUCACCUACGGGGUCAACAUUAACCUCGAAAAUUUGGAGCACGAGCAGAGGAAUCGACUCACGAUUAAGGAUGAGCUUAUCAGCAACAAUCCCAUGUUCUUUGUCUAAAGAAAUGGCAUUUUUAUUCUCUCGUCCAUUUCAGUAGCGAAGUGGACUCAUUUCCCAGUUGAGUUUUUGAGAAAAAUUUCCGAAUCUAACGGAGAUAGCG